Messenger RNA from Neurospora crassa OR74A, 2850 nucleotides. RefSeq names its product WSC domain-containing protein. Lineage: Eukaryota; Fungi; Ascomycota; Sordariomycetes; Sordariales; Sordariaceae. Bases 544 to 2265 code for a protein of 573 amino acids. The transcript has 2 exons. The record is from RefSeq and is a predicted model, not a curated record.
CCCGCAUCCUGUUCCGAUGAAUGGAUGGGUGGACUGCGUUGGUAAGCGUUGAGUGGUCAGAGAGGAGGUUACCAGUGAGAGAUUUCAGACACCCCAUGUCCUAUUCAGGCACAGUCAAUGGGCCGUCUUUUUAUAAUAAGCCCACGAUACCCUCCCCCUCAUCUUCUCAUCUGGUCUCAUCCUCGACUAUCGUGGGCUUUGUCGUUCUCUUCGUUCUCCCUCACCUUCCUUUGACCUCAAGCUGCUGAGCCUGCUUAGCGCGUCCUAUCUUUUCUUUAACCACAAGUCCAUUCUUCUUGGUUCUUUGUGUGCUUUAUCCGCUGAGCUGGAUACAACAACUGGCAUUGUUCAAGCACGACAUCGGGAAAAUCACACGACAACUAUAUUGAUCAGUCUCGGUGCUCCGGUUUUAGCAUCUAUCCUUUCACAGAGCCAAUAUCAACUUCGAGUCAAGACGGUCGGUCCUAGAGACAGAUAGACGACACUCCACCUUUACCACUUCUUCGACGAAUACCACUUUACAAGAACGACACCGAUUUCAAAAUGAUCUUCACCACUGCCGCUCUUGCGGCUCUUCUCGUCUCCGCGGCCGCCGCAAAGGAUUCCCGCACCUUUGCCGUCUUGCGUCACUACGGGAAUGGCCCCCUUACCACUUGCCGCGCCGACCCGAUUGUCUCCCCCGGCACCGCUUCCGCUCACCUUCACACUAUCAUGGGAGCCAGCAACUUCGGUCUUAACGUGACUGGAGAGCACCUGAGACAGUCCCAGUGCACGACGGCCCUGCCAAAGGCCGAUAUGAGCAACUACUGGUUCCCGACCCUUUACUUCAAGGACCCCAAGGAUGGCAAGCUCGAACAGGUUCCCUUCUACUACAUGAACGUGUACUACUUCUUCGAGCCGACCAACGACCAGAUCAAGGCUUUUCCUCUCGGCUUGAAGAUGGUGAGCGGUGAUGCCAUGUUGAGGACUCCUCCCCCGGGUGCUGCUUACGGCAAGGGCUCAAAUAUGGAUCCUUCCAAGGGACCCAUCACUGCUGCUUCCAUCACCUGCCCCCGUGCCAACUUCAACCCACCAAGCUGGCCCAAAGACUCGGAUGGUUCCAUGGCUGGCAUCAAGACCAACCAGGAUGGUGAAGGCUGGGGCUUCCCCUUCGAGGACUGCGAUGCCUACGCCUCGCCCUUGCGAGCCGAUGUGCACUUCCCGUCGUGCUACAACCCCAAGGCUGGCCUGGACGACUACAAGAACAACAUGGCCUUCCCCAGCGAUGCCGGCAACGGCAAGCAGGAUUGCCCCAAGGGAUGGAUCCAUACCCCUCACAUCUUCUUUGAAACCUAUUGGGACACUCACGGAUUGCUCAGUCGCUUCAAGGACCUUGUUGGCAAGGAGAGCCCCUUCGUGUUUGCCAACGGUGAUGCUACUGGUUUCUCCGUCCACGGUGACUUUGUUUCCGGUUGGGACGAGAAGGCUCUUCAGCAAAUCAUUGACAACUGCGACGCUGGCCAUGCUGGCAUGCACACCUGCCCGGGUCUGAUUGGCGGUGUCAAUGAUGACAGCAAGUCGUGCAAGAUUGAGUGCCCUAUCGAUGAAAAGGUCGAUGGCAAGCUGGACAAGCUUCCCGGCAACAACCCUAUCCAGGGCUGGAAGUACGGUACCAGUGGAAGCAGCAGCGGCAGCGGCAGCAGCAGCGGCAACAACCUGGCCGUGGGUGUCGACUCUGCUGUGCCCAAACCCACCAAUGUCGUCAAGCAGGCCGUCACCAGCCAGGCCCCGACCACUACUGUCCUCCAAACGACCACUGUUCAGUCAACCACGACUGUUUACAUCUCUGCUGUUGGUGCGGAGCCUACUGAUGCUGCCACUGAUGGCAAGACCGUUGGUGACUUCAAGUAUGCCGGUUGCUACGAGGACACUUCGGACCGUGUUCUCAGCGGAAUCAUUCGCGCCAACCUUGGUCGGGUCAACAACACCGCCUGUGUGACUCACUGCAGUUCCAAGGGCUUCAGCGUUGCCGGCACCGAGUAUGGCGGCGAAUGCUAUUGCGGCAAUGAGCUCUCCAAGGUCGAGAAGUUGGAUGACUCCAAGUGCCACAUGGCUUGCGAGGGCGACGAUGCCGACAAGUGCGGUGGUGACUGGGCCUUGUCCAUCUACAGCAAGGGCGGCGAGGUCUCGGCCCGUGAUGUUCACGCGGAGAGCCACCAUCGUCGUCACAUUCAUAACCACUACAUGCACCACCGCCGCACCCCUGGUGGAAGGAUUCGCAGGUAAGAUGUCUUUUGGAUAUCUGACUGUGGUCACGGAUUUCAUUUCUUCUCUUCACAUUUACUUUCUGAGCGGAGGUUUCAUACAGAACCUCCAUGGAUAGGGAUCAUCUAGAAAGGGGAAAAAAAAAAAGAAAGGGGCGCAUUCGGUAUGAGAUACCAGGAAAACAAUUGCUUUUUCCACACAGCCACACAGCCCAAAACAAACCUGGGAUACAGGGCUUAGGGUCUGCAAACCAUUUUGACGAAUCUGAAAUGACCACAUCUUUUCGAAAAAAAGGAGCAAAUGCCCAUGGGAGGUGUAGAAAGAGAAGGGCGCACCAAUUUUCUUCCACUUCGCAAAAGAGACCUUUUUUUUUGUCUUCCUUUUGGCUCUUGCACAUGUUACAUACUUCACUUCUUUACCCUCGUUUGGUUGGGAUUCUUGAUGCCCAACACCACAGAUAUUUUUACCUUUUAGUUUUAAGUUUUAGGAUUCCUCUUUGAGGAAAAUGAUUAGCGGCCUCUUUCUUCUUUUUGUGAAGAGGACCCAUUUGAGACAUCACACAUGCUCACAUACACAUACUUUGGGCUAUAGUAACAUCGUUUCGUG